Capronia epimyces CBS 606.96 is the source of this 3255-nucleotide messenger RNA. RefSeq lists its product as uncharacterized. NCBI's taxonomy places the organism in Eukaryota, Fungi, Ascomycota, Eurotiomycetes, Chaetothyriales, Herpotrichiellaceae. The coding region runs from base 1 to 3255 and encodes 1084 amino acids. Gene Ontology annotation, biological process: protein localization to ciliary inversin compartment. Gene Ontology annotation, cellular component: ciliary inversin compartment. The record is from RefSeq and is a predicted model, not a curated record. Gene Ontology annotation, molecular function: protein binding. The transcript has a single exon.
AUGUUCUUGGAGUGGGCGGACCGAAGCUCGAAGAUGGGCUUCUCGAUCGCGAGCUUGACCUUGGAAAUCAUCAACUCCGGUCAUGUCUGCAGGUCUGAUCAACCACACCUACAGCGAGGUUUCAACGAGAUCAUCGUGGAAGCCUUCCGGAAGCUGUACCAUAACACUGAACGGAUUGCGGGUUUUUCAUUGUCAGCCGAGCUAUUCCCUCCACCGACCACGGCGUCCGAAGGUUUCAACUCAAGGUCCAACAAACGUGCUUCAAGACUGGCGCACGCGAAUGGAACCCUCUCAACAGUGUGGGAGCCUGAAGCAGUCCGUGAUAAACACAAGAACCAGGUUGCGUCUGAUGUCAAUACUCUCAAUCCGUUCUCCGGAGACACACCCCUUCUCGGUGCGGCGCGGAUGGGCGACCUUGUGGCUGCCAAAGCUCUCCUUGAUGCUGGAGCAGAUCCAUCUAUUGCCGGAAAGGAUGGUUCGGUCCCGCUUCACUGGCUGUUCAUGUUUCCCAAAUCUAAUCACGAGCAGAUUGCCCGCCACCUUGGCCCUGCCGAUAAAGCCGCAGCGACCGUCCAUCGUCGGGUAAAGUUCCCUCAGAGGCUCGAUGCCCAAUUUCCAGUAGAGCUUUUUGGGACUCCCCUCUCAUUUGCAGUCGCUACUGCAAGCCUCAGCGCUGUCGAAGCUCUCCUCAAGAUCGGCGCAUCUCCCACAGCUGAUGCAGGGAUAGAGAACUCUACGUCCUGGCACCGAAGUCCUCUUGAACUCGCUGCCAGUCUACACCUGCAUACCGUCCUUGAAAACCUCCUUCGGGCUCUUGGAACUACCGAUCUUCCAGACAACUUGUUCCUGCGGCUUCUAGGCGUCAUGACAGAGUCAUCGAUAUUCGAGAGACGAUGCAUACAUGGAGCAGCAACUGCCACGGCAUGCCAAGAUACUGUUUCGACGAUAUGCUUCUAUCCAGAAACACUGCCCGUCAAACCCGACAAGACUGUCGACGACCUGAAAGCGGGCAUUUCUGCUGCUAUUGCAAGAGCGGACACUGAGGUGGCCACUGCUUUGGUGGACGAAUUCGAGGCAGGGUUCCCUCACUCAGCCAACAUUCAGAACCGCGCACAAUUCAUCCGAGAAGCUGCCCUGCUGUCCGCGGUCAACUCUCAUUGCGCCAAUAUUCUUGAUUCGUCCACGACCCUGGAGCUGGUCAAUUCUGCCAUCGAGGAUCGACUUGAUGUCGAAAGGUUCAAUGCAACCCGCCGUGCAUUUGACUCUCAAAACCCCAUCUUCGUCGCCAUUGAGAACCAACGAGAUGAUUUAUUGAAAUUUUUGAAGGGAAAGGGCAUCGACAUUUGCUCAAAGGAUCCAAAGGGUCGCUCGGCCUUGCACAACAUCUACAUCAACAAGCUCACAUGGCUUUCAGCCAAAACAAUUAUCUCCCUCGGGUUCGAGGUCGAUGAACGAGACGACAACUCCGCUACACCUCUAUACUACGCAGCUAUGUAUGGGGGCCCUGGGGAAGUCAAAGAAUUAGUUUCUAUGUCUGCCGCGGUCAACGCCUGUGAUGAUCAAGGUUUUACACCACUACACCAGGCCAUACGAGGCUGGGAUCUUCCAACCAUCCACUGCCUCCUGGAUCUAGGCGCUGAUCCAACCAUGUUUGAUAAGACUGGAAGGGCGCCUAUUCACCUCGCUGCUGUGGACCCUAGGGGGUUGGCUAUUUUCAAGUGUCUUGCGCAUUCGGGAGUUUCGGGAGAGAUAAAAACAAAAGACGGUCAGGAUUGUAUUGCUUUGGCGAGUCUUUCUGGCAAUAACCUUCUCGUCGAGGAGAUGAUCACAUCAGAACUUAGUGGAAGCCCUGAAAAGUUGCGACACCCGGAUGUGCUGGUCCAACAACUCGUGCUUCGCUCCUCUGACGCUCUUAGUAUCUCAUCUUGCAAUGGCCGAGCUCCACUACGUUACGCUGCACGAAACGGGCUCGAGAAUGUGGUUAGACUUCUCCGUCACAUCCUUAGCAGCCAUAACAUAUCCAAGAGAGACAGUUCAGGUCGCAUUGCGCUUUCCUUGGCAGCAGCCAACGGACACACAGGCGUGGUCAAGAUUCUCUUUGGCCUUGGGCCUUCGUCUAUGAUCGAGAGCACGGAUGAAGACGGUCGUGGAGCCUUAUCCCUGGCAGCUGGCAACGGUCAUGUCGAAACCGUGAGAGAGCUGUUAAAGCAUACGACAAAGCACAACGCGCAAUGUCGGCAUGGUCGUACGGCACUGUCAUGGGCUGCUGGCAAUGGCCACACACAGGUUGUUGCGGAGCUCCUCCAGGCGCCUCGGUUGGAUGCAGAUUCGGAAGGCAUAUAUGGGCGCACGCCAUUAUCCUGGGCUGCUGGCAAUGGCCACGCACAGGUUGUUGCGGAGCUCCUCCAGGUGCCUCGGUUGGAUGCCGAUUCGAAAGGCAUAUCAGAUGGGCGCACGCCGUUGUCCCUGGCUGCUGGCAACGGACAUAUCAAGGUUGCGAAGCUGCUGUUGGAAUCGGGUCGCUGCACCGGCGACAUGACCGACCGGUCAGGUCGCUCUGCGCUCUCAUGGGCUGCCGGAAAUGGGCAUCUGGCCAUGGUAGAGUAUCUUCUAAGUGUCCCUGGUUCCCAUCGGGAGGUAUGGGCUGCCGAUAUCAACGGCCGGUCCCCGGUGUGGUGGGCGCUCCGAUUCUCACACACUCUCAUCGCGAAGGCACUCGUAGCGCAGGAGUACUCCAAAUUUCAGAACCGGCUACUCGAAGCAGUUCAGUAUGGCCAUCUGGCCGUCGUCGAGUUUCUUCUAGACCCACGGCACCUUCCUCACAGCUAUGACGUCGAGUCGAGGGACGCACGUGGCCGGACAGCUCUGUUGGUUGCCACCGAAGCUGGCCACUCUGACAUUUUCUUUGCCUUGAUGUCUGUUGGAAGGGCGAAGGCAAAUGUUCGAGACUAUCAAGGCCGUACACCUUUGUAUUGGGCCGCAAAAGGCGGGCAUCUAUCCAUGGUCAAGAAAUUGAUGCUAGUUCUCGACCCUGACGAUAUCAACUGGUCAGCCAGUGACGGACUCACUGCCCUUUCUAUUGCCCGGAUUAAUGGCCACGUGGAUGUCAUUGCGGCACUGUCUCCUGAUAGUGGUGGUGUCGAGCCACCACCGGCGCAAACGACAAAGAUCACAACCACGGCUAGUGCUACUACUCAUGGCACUGUUGACUUGGACGAGAAAUGCGAUGUUAAGUACGCCGCCAGUUCCUCAUGA